AAAAAAAAAAAUAAAAACAGCGUAGUGAUUGCAAUUGAGACAUGGCGUAUUAAGCAUGGAAAUAGAACUGUAUACGGCACUGAGCACAUCGUUUUGAUUAAAGAUGGAGGAGACGGGUAACGAGAAGUUCCAAUCGCGAAGACGUUCUGCCGCUUUAAAGGCUUUUAAAGUCAAAGACGAAAGAGUAGCUACGUUCAAAAAGGUAGCGGCAAUUUUGCAAAAAUCUGAAAUAGAUAGAACAGCGGAGGAGACUGGAAUACUUGCCUCAUGCAGCGAUGUAGUAAAAGAGGUUAAUUUACGGCAAGAAAAGAGAGAUAAAAUAAAAGCGAGAUUAGAAGAAGUCGAAGAUGCACCCGAGAUUUUGGAAGAAAAAUGUAUGCGUUUGGCAGCAGCAAUCAGCAGAGCAACAUCGCUUGCAGUAUACACUGGCGCUGGUAUCAGCACAGCGGCAUCUAUUCCAGAUUACAGAGGAACCAAUGGAGUUUGGACUCGGAUGCAGCAAGGAAAGGAUAUUGGGAAUCACGAUCUGACCCAAGCUGAGCCAACGGUAACCCAUAUGACUCUUUACGCAUUGUAUAAAGCACGAGUGCUCAAGCAUGUAGUCUCCCAAAACUGUGAUGGAUUACAUUUACGCAGCGGUAUUCCGCGUAAUUUCUUAUCCGAGGUUCAUGGCAAUAUGUACGUGGAAGUUUGUAGAGUGUGCAAACCAUCCAGAGAAUACUGGAGACUUUUUGACGUUACUGAAAAAACUGCGCGAUAUCAACACGGUACAGGAAGGUUAUGUCACAGAUGUAACUCAGUAUUGCAAGAUUCAAUUGUUCAUUUUGGUGAAAGAGGUAAUCUACCCUGGCCAAUCAAUUGGAAUGGAGCGAGCAGAGCAGCGAAACAAGCAGAUGUCAUAUUAUGUUUGGGUUCUAGUCUGAAAGUUCUUAAAAAAUAUCCAUGGUUGUGGCAGAUGGACAAACCUGUGCAGAAAAGGGCUUCUUUGUAUAUUGUUAAUUUGCAGUGGACUCCGAAGGACGAAAAUGCCGUUUUAAAGAUAAAUGGAAAAUGUGACGAAGUGAUGAAGAGAGUCAUGAGUCAUCUCGGAUUAGAAAUACCGCAGUACAAUCGCAUGAAAGAUCCGAUCUUCUUUCACGCGGUGAAACUUCAGAACUGCGAACAGCUCACCACGAGUCAGCCAUGUCUUGAGGAGCCGGCGAUCAAGAAGGAGCCUUUAAGUCAAAGUAGCGAUGAAAAUGUUAAGCGCACAGUGCAGCAAACUGACGAUAAAGAAGACUGCGUAUCAUCCGUAGCGGUGACCGACACAACGACUGCCUAUCCAGCGCCUUUUUUCGCCGCGUUACCCUUUCUCUCUAUGGGCUUACCGUUUCCUCCAAUGUAUAUGUAUCCUCAAUUAACGCCGUUAUUUUAUUAUCCUUUUAUACAAGUACCUAGUGCGCCUGUGGAGGCACCAAAACCCAAGCCAGCUUGUUUGUUUUGUAUGGAACAUGAGGGCUCCCUUACCUGUUUAUACUACCAACGUGACGGAGAUUGUCCUACAUCAACGAAGAUCGAGGAUGAGAAGAAACAGGAAGAAGGUGCACUGAUGAUACGCGCGGACACUCCCAUAGCAUCUCCAAAGAAUCCAGGCUGGUUUGGUAAAGGAUAUCGUAAGGGUAUGAAAAAGAAGCGGUAGCAUCUACUCUAUAUAAUCUACACAGUGCGUUUAGUCCGCUCUUUUGUUUUCAUCAGGUUUAUAAUAUAAUCUUAUAUUGUACGAUAUAAUAACGUACACGAGAGUAUUUAAAGCCUCCAUAUCGUAACAAGAUUCGUACAUAUUUUGUAGAUUUAUAGCGAUUUGAUUCCAGUAUUCGAAGCUUUAACAAAAUAGACUGAAAUUUUGGAAGUAAUUCCCAACAUUGCAAACAAAGACAAUCUAUUAUUUUUUAUCCACUUUAGACAAGAUUAAUUUAUUUCGCCAAGCUUCCAAGAGUUGCACUUAUAUGAGUCCUCGAGGGAUGGAGAAAUGGGAUGCACAUUUGACUCGGAAAUAGUUUUGAACUAUUAUUAUUAUCAAUAAAGCACGAUUUAUCUCUGCAAAUAUAUACAAAUAUUUUUAUAUGUAUAU
Linepithema humile (Argentine ant) is the source of this 2110-nucleotide messenger RNA. It is a transcript of the gene Sirt7, whose product is annotated as sirtuin 7. NCBI's taxonomy places the organism in Eukaryota, Metazoa, Arthropoda, Insecta, Hymenoptera, Formicidae. The record is from RefSeq and is a predicted model, not a curated record. Gene Ontology annotation, cellular component: chromatin; nucleus. Gene Ontology annotation, molecular function: NAD+ binding; histone H3K18 deacetylase activity, NAD-dependent.